AUGUGGGCUCUUCGUCGAGCUUCCAUCCCUCUCAGGACCCGAGGGUUUAAAGUGAGAACUUCUUGUGUCAAAUUGGCGCGAACUAGUUGUGUGGAAGAAGAAAGUGGUAUCACUGAGUCUCAUGGAAUAACUUAUGGUGGAUUGCUGUUGCAGAAUACGGGUUUCCAUUCGGGGCAAAGUGCAUUCCUGAAUUUUACUGUGGGGAGACGCGAACUUUCUUCGAGUAGCACCAAAGAGGAUGAUGAUUUGGAGGAUGGGUUUUCCGAGCUGGAGACACCUGCUGGCGAUGGAAAUGAAAGUGACAAUCUGUUAGCUUCUGAUGCUGACCUAUCGGAUGACGAUGGUGACAAGAAGAAUGUCGAGGAGCCACACAACGAGGUUGAUGAGGCGGUCCAGCAGAAAGGUCGUGGAAGGGUUGAAUCGAAACUAUUCAAUGAGAUCGUGAAUGUGCCGGUUGUGUCUAUUCAUCUGGCUCUGGAGAAGUGGUUAGAAGAAGGGAAUGAACUAAAAAGAGAGGAGGUCUCACAAGCCAUGGUUUGUCUUCGAAGGCGAAAGAUGUUUGUGAAGGCUUUGAAGCUCUCAGAGUGGCUUGAAUCAAAAAAUCAGUUUGAGUUUAUUCAAAGAGAUUAUGCAAGUCGACUUGAUUUAAUUGCCAAAACUCGAGGCUUACAUAAGGCAGAGUUUUACAUUGAGAGUAUUCCAGAAUCUUGUAGCAGAGACAUAAUGUACGGGACUUUAUUGGCUAACUGUGUCAGUCAGAACAGUGUGAAGAAAGCAGAGGAAGUUUUCAAUAAAAUGAAGGAUUUGGGUAUUCCUGUGACAGUAUUUGCUUGCAAUCAGUUGCUACUUCUGUACAAGAGGAAUGACAAGAAGAAAAUAGCUGAUGUUUUGUUGUUGAUGGAAAAUGAGAAUAUCAAACCUUCUUCUCUUACUUACACAAUCUUAAUAGACACAAAGGGCCAGUCAAGAGAUAUUGAUGCCAUGGAUCAAAUUGUUGAUAGAAUGAAAGCUCAAGGCAUUGAACCAGACAUCAAAACACAGGCUGUUUUGGCUAGACAUUACAUCACGGCUGGACUUAAAGGUAAAGCUGAAACCUUACUGAAACAGAUGGAAGGUGAAAACUUAAAACAGGAUCGGUGGCUAUCCCACAUUUUGCUUCCUCUCUAUGCAAACCUAGGAAAGGUGGAUGAAGUGGGAAGAAUUUGGAAUGUCUGUGAGACAAAUCCUAGGUAUGACGAGUGUCUGGCGGCAAUUGAAGCUUGGGGAAAGUUGAAUAAAGUUGAUGAAGCAGAGAAAGUUUUUGAGGCAAUGAUAAAGAAAUGGAAGCUUUCUUCCAAGACAGUCUCUGUACUACUGAAGGUUUAUGCAAAUAAUAAGAUGCUAAUGAAGGGUAAGGAUCUUAUAAAGCGAAUGGGAGAUAGUGGGUGCCGAAUAGGCCCAUUGACCUGGGAUGCAAUAGUGAAACUUUAUGUCCGAGCCGGGGAAGUGGAGAAGGCAGACUCCGUUCUUCAGAAGGCUGCCCAGCAGAGCCAGAUGAAGCCAAUAUUUUCUACCUACCUUACUAUUUUGGAGCAGUAUGCCGAGAGGGGUGACAUCCAUAACGCAGAAAAGAUUUUCCUUAGAAUGAAACAAGCUGAUUAUCCAUCUAAACCAAAGAUGUACCAAGUUCUAAUGAACGCCUAUAUAAAUGCGAAGGUUCCAGCCUACGGGAUUAGGGACAGGUUAAGAGCUGACGACAUAUUGCCUAAUAGAGCUUUGGGAAACCUAUUGAUUCAAGUUGACGGAUUUAGGAAAAAUCCAGUCUUCGAUUUACUUGAUUGA
Sphenostylis stenocarpa is the source of this 1821-nucleotide messenger RNA. Lineage: Eukaryota; Viridiplantae; Streptophyta; Magnoliopsida; Fabales; Fabaceae. The record is from the annotation of a GenBank genome assembly.